Molecule: messenger RNA, 3224 nt
Organism: Cricetulus griseus (Chinese hamster)
Lineage: Eukaryota; Metazoa; Chordata; Mammalia; Rodentia; Cricetidae
Source: RefSeq, a predicted model, not a curated record
UGCGUUUGAAGAUGAGACACUGAGGCUUCGACAGCUGAAGCUGGACAACCAGAGGGCACUGCUGGAGAAGAAGCAGAGAAAGAAGCGCCUUGAGCCACUUAUGGUACAACCAAACCCAGAAGCCAGGCUGAGACGGUUAAAGCCAAGAGGUGGCGAGGAGCACACGCCUUUGGUGGACCCUCAGGUGCCUCGCAGUGAUGUCAUCCUACAUGGCAUCGAUGGUCCAGCUGCUUUCCUUAAGCCAGAGGCUCAGGAUUUGGAAAGCAAGCCGCAUGUUCUCUCAGUGGGCUCCCCUGCUCCAGAAGAGGGCACAGAAGGAAGUCCAGAUGGGGAAAGCCCUGUGGAGACUGCCUCCAAGCCAGACCUUCAGGAGAUUCUCCAAAAACAUGGCAUCUUGGGUAGUGUGAACUAUGAUGAGGAGACCGACAAUGAGGACGAGGAAGGAGACAAUCUCAGCUCCCCGUCAGCUCAUUCAGAGAGAGAGAGUUCUGCAGCUAGCCAGAAAGCAGCCUCGGAGACAGGAGCUUCCGGUGUCACAGGCCAGCCAGGUGAUGCCCAGCUUGGAGAAGUGGAGAAUUUAGAGGACUUCGCAUACAGUCCUGCCCCUCGGGGUGUCACAGUGAAGUGUCGAGUGACCCGGGAUAAGAAAGGCAUGGACCGAGGCCUCUUCCCCACCUACUACAUGCACCUGGAGAAGGAGGAGAAUCGCAAGAUAUUUCUUCUUGCUGGUAGGAAGCGAAAAAAGAGCAAAACUUCCAACUACCUGGUUUCCACAGACCCGACAGAUUUGUCUCGUGAAGGGGAAAGUUACAUCGGCAAACUCAGAUCCAAUCUCAUGGGGACCAAGUUCACAGUGUAUGACCAUGGUGUCAACCCAGUCAAGGCCCAGGGUCUGGUGGAAAAGGCCCACACCCGACAGGAGCUGGCCGCCAUCUGCUAUGAAACCAAUGUACUGGGUUUUAAAGGUCCUAGAAAAAUGUCGGUGAUCAUCCCAGGGAUGAAUAUGAAUCAUGAACGCAUCCCAUUUCGGCCACGAAAUGAACACGAGAGCUUGCUUUCAAAGUGGCAAAACAAAUCCAUGGAGAACCUGAUCGAACUGCACAACAAGGCCCCCGUGUGGAGUGACGACACCCAGUCCUAUGUCCUCAACUUCCAUGGCAGGGUCACUCAGGCAUCUGUGAAGAAUUUUCAGAUAGUUCAUGGAAAUGACCCUGACUACAUAGUCAUGCAGUUUGGACGAGUGGCUGAUGAUGUGUUCACACUUGACUAUAACUACCCACUGUGUGCACUUCAAGCCUUCGCCAUCGGGCUGUCCAGCUUUGACAGCAAGCUGGCAUGCGAAUGAGAACCAGCAAGUAGGGAACGUCCUCACCACAGAGCCUUCAGGAGCAGAAAGCGGCUGCCCUUGACCUGGCCCAGCACAGGAAGAGCAACCUCCUGCCCUGCUCCUUCUGGGGAUGAGCGAGCGUGUGCGAAUGUUGAUGUGUGCGCUCAUGUGCACCCAUGCUUGCACACACUCGUUCAUGCCCUCUCGGAACUUCAGAGACCUGGUCAUAGACCACAGCUCCGUGUGGGUGAGAGAUGGCUUAGAGCCCAGGGAGGUGGACUCCUGGGCACACCGGUGACUCCUGACCGCACAGCAGGUCCUCUGCAGCAAGCGUGGCUUCCCUGUGCUCAGGCACUUCCCGCAGAAUCAGGUUCUUAUGAUGAAAUGCUUACUUGGGCCUCCUUCUUUCAAAAGGGGGCUGUUCCCUUGGAUGCCUUUAACCUCUAAGACAGGAGCCUGUAGACUUUGUCAGCCGAUGGUUUGAUGGUGUCUCCAGUUAGCCUCUUUAGCACAAAAACAGCCAUAACCAGUUGGUGCGCAAAGAGCAUAGCUGUGCCCAAUAAAACUUUAUUUACACAGUUGGCAUUGGCCUACUUUGGCCUGGGCUCUGGUUUGCCAGCCUGCCUUGGUACUCUGUACUCUGUAUUCUGAGGCUGAAGCAUCUUCCAGAUCAUAAGUAGAAAGAGACAUGGUUUGCAUUUUAGGGGCAGCAGACUGACUCCUUUUAUUUUUACUUUUUUUGUUUUGUUUUUCCUGAGACAGGGUUUCCAUGUGUUGGAUGCCCUGGAACUCACUCUGUAAACCAGGCUAGCCUCUAACUCACAGAGAUCCUCCUGCCUCUCUCUCCCAAGUGCUGGGAUUAAAGGCAUGUACCACCACCGUCCUUCAAGACUGACUCUUAAGAGGUACUCGUGCCGAAUCCACUCCUGGUGGCUUUUACCUCACGGUGAUAAUGGCUGUAGGUGUCAUCUGCCUUCAGGAGCUCAAGUCAGUGUCAUAUUUUCUUUUUCUGGGUCAUGUGAUGCUACCUUGUUCCGGAGGUCUGGGAAGGCUCUCAUGCCCCAGCCUCCCUCCUCCCUGUCCUCAGAGCAGGGUGGUGGGCAACCACCUCAGCAGAGUGACUGGCCAGACCUCUGAAAGCCUUUCUCUCCGGCGUCUUCGUCUCGUGUAAGAGUCAACGGGACUGCCUCACUCACUCCACAGGCCUUGCCGGGUCAGCUUCGUCUCUGGGCCUCAAGCCUGACCCACCAGUGCAGAUACUCCUUGACUCCCCGAGGCUUUGCGAUAAUGAACACUUCCUGGCAGAUCAUGACAAAUUUCUCUAGUUCACCAGCCCGGGGUGUACCUGACCUUGAGAAUUCCAAAACUUUGGCCCUGCAUUCAGUGGUUGUCCACUCCCAAGCGGCUUCCGGUGUGGGCGAAGGGUUCCUGGCUACUGCUCCAUGGUUUUGUCCGUGUGGAGGAGGUCCCUUUGCCCCUGCAUUCUGUUGCUCCCUGCUCAGCAUCAAACGGCUAUGUGAUGGCAUGAGAUGUGGGAGCAUGGGUUCCCCGGGUGUCCUGUUGUCCUGUCUGUCCCUUCAGUUAUCACUGGUUUCUGCCUCAGGCAUGCUUCCCAUUCAGUGCCUUGUUCAUAGACAAAUGUGCUCGGCAGCCUGUCACACCUCUGCCCCCCAUUGUCCCUCACAAGCCACCUCUGUUGAGCAGAGAGUUGUUCGUUCAUCUCCAGUGCGAUGGCUGGCAUGGGGGCCUUGGUCCACUGGAUCUACUCCUGUCCAGCUAAGAGAGCUGUAUACGCCCAUUUCACAGACUCUCUGCUUGAGUGUGCAGGUGAUCGGUUUUACAUAAAUCAUAUUUAUACCUUUUAUAUGCCAUAUAAAUAAAGAUAUUUAUAUAAAAA